Aspergillus luchuensis is the source of this 2994-nucleotide messenger RNA. It is a transcript of the gene bro1, whose product is annotated as putative signal transduction protein BroA. Gene Ontology annotation, molecular function: protein binding. Gene Ontology annotation, biological process: protein transport to vacuole involved in ubiquitin-dependent protein catabolic process via the multivesicular body sorting pathway. Gene Ontology annotation, cellular component: endosome. The record is from RefSeq and is a predicted model, not a curated record. The transcript has 3 exons. Bases 1 to 2994 code for a protein of 997 amino acids. NCBI's taxonomy places the organism in Eukaryota, Fungi, Ascomycota, Eurotiomycetes, Eurotiales, Aspergillaceae.
AUGGUUCAAUCGCCUAUGAUCUCGUGUCCGCUCAAGCAGACCAACGAGAUCGAUUGGAUUCGACCCCUCAAGGACUACAUCCGUCAGAGCUACGGUGAAGACCCCGAUCGCUACAGUUCAGAAUGCGCGACCCUCAACCGCUUGCGCCAGGACAUGAGGGGCGCGGGGAAGGAUAGUGCGACAGGCCGCGACCUGUUGUAUCGGUAUUACGGACAGCUGGAACUUUUGGACCUGAGGUUUCCGGUCGAUGAGAACCAUAUCAAGAUCUCCUUCACUUGGUAUGAUGCCUUUACCCAGAAGCCUACUUCGCAAUACUCGUUGGCGUUCGAGAAAGCAUCGAUUAUCUUCAACAUCUCCGCCGUUCUGUCAUGCCAUGCGGCAAACCAGAAUCGCGCCGAAGAUACCGGUCUCAAAACCGCGUAUCACUCUUUCCAAGCAUCUGCAGGCAUGUUCACGUAUAUCAACGAGAAUUUCCUCCACGCGCCGUCGACCGAUUUGAACCGGGAAACUGUUAAGGCUCUGAUCAACAUCACCCUCGCACAAGGCCAAGAAGUAUUCCUGGAGAAGCAGAUCGCGGACAAUAAGAAGGCCGGUCUACUCGCAAAACUUGCAAGUCAGUCCGCCUACCUGUACUCUCAGGCCGCUGAGGGAAUGCAGGAGUUUGUAAAGGGAAUCUUCGACAAAGUGUGGACAAUCGUUGUGCAAGCCAAGGCGGCGCACAUGGCCUCCGUAGCAUCCUACUACCAAGCCUUGACGGACAGCGAAAGCGGAUCACACGGUGUGGCCAUUGCUCGGCUGCAGCUGGCAGAGAAGAACUCAACCGCAGCACUAGGAUGGGCCAAGUCUUUCCCAUCAUCGGUUUCCCCGAAUGCCAAUUUGAGCUCCGAGUCGGGCACCAACCUCCUCGACAUCAUCAAGUAUCAUCUUGCCAAUGUUCAAGCCAAGCUUACCGUAUUUAUGAAGGACAACGACUUCAUCUAUCACCAACCCAUUCCCAGCGAGGCAGGUUUGUCAGCUGUUGCGAAGCUGCCUGCCGCAAAGGCAAUUCCUGUCAGCGAGCUCUAUCAAGGCCAGGAUAUCCAACGUAUCAUCGGCCCGGAUAUCUUCCAAAAACUGGUCCCGAUGUCCGUUACGGAAACGGCCAGUCUCUACGAUGAAGAGAAAGCCAAGCUGAUCCGUGCGGAAACCGAGAAAGUUGAGACGGCGAAUGGAGAAAUGGCGGCCAGUCUUGAUUAUCUGAAACUUCCGGGUAGCUUGAAUAUCCUUAAAGGGGGGAUGGACCAGGAGGUGACUGUGGAUGAUGAAUUCCGACGAUGGUGCCAGGAGCUUGCGGGUCAUCAACCAUUUAUCAAGGCCUUCGAUGGGCUACAGGAUCGCAAAGUGGAGAUUCUCGCGCAACUAGACCAGUGUUCUAAACAAUUGGACCUGGAGGAGAGUGUAUGCGAAAAGAUGCGCUCCAAAUACGGAGCGGAUUGGAGUCAGCAGCCCAGCGCCAGGCUGAACACUACUCUACGGGGCGAUAUUCGAACUUAUCGAGACACCAUCAAUGAAGCGAGUGCCAGCGACUCACAGCUACUGUCUACUCUGCGGCAAUACGAGGCAGACUUCGAUGAGAUGCGAUCUGCAGGUGAAACAGACGAAGCUGAAGUACUCUUCCAGCGUGCCAUGAUCAAAGCUGGCUCCAAGCAGGGCAAGGGUAAAAAUGGGCUUGGUAGCCCGUACGCACCAACGGCGGAAGGAAGCUUGAUUGAUGAUGUGUACGACGAAGGCAGCUCUUCGGUGUCAGAGCAAAUCGCAAGAGUCGAAGCUAUAUUGAAGAAACUGAACCUGGUCAAGAGAGAACGGGCUCAGGUCUUGAAAGACUUGAAGGAUAAGGUCCACAACGACGACAUCUCCAACGUUCUGAUACUCAACAAGAAAACCAUUUCUGGACAGGAGAGUCAGCUUUUCGAAGCGGAGCUGGAGAAAUUCCGUCCGCACCAGAACCGACUCCUCCAGGCCAAUCAUAAGCAGGCUUCCCUGAUGAAGGAGCUUACGAAGAUAUACGGUGAUCUCCUGCAGGACAAACGAGUACGCGCCGAGCAAUCAAAGUACGAAGCCAUCACCCGUCAACGCAAUACGGUGAUGUCCCGAUACAAGAAGAUAUACGAUGCAUUCAAUGGUCUCCUGUCGGGUACGGCGCAAGCCCAGACCUUUUACAAGGAGAUGACCGAUACCGUAGACAGCCUGAAGAAGAACGUUGAGACCUUUAUCAACAAUCGGCGAUCCGAAGGCGCCCAACUGCUAGGCCAAAUCGAGCGGGAGAAGGCAAGCAAUGCCACUGAGCAGGAAGACCGCGAACGGGAGAAGCUGCGACAGCUAAUGGAGCGCCUGUCUACGGAACCCAAGACAUCAUCAACUCCUUCCUCCGCGACGACCGCGCCGUCCAAGGUCAAGUCCCCUCCUCCCGCCAUUCAGACGCCCGCAUAUCCCAACCCCGCCAUAUCUUCACCGAAGAUGUCCCCACGGUACCCUCCCAAUGUUGGGGGACAGCCUCAGGGCAUCCCUAUCUCGCAUUCACCUGCCCCCUACGGACAGUACAUGGGCCACGCACCAGGUGUUUCCUACGUCCCAGGACAGACGUUCCAACAAGGCGCAGCAGCGCCUCUCUCAGAGGGCUACAACCCAAUGGCCUACCCCGUCCCUCCGGCCGUCUCUCCCCCGCCAAACUUCUACACGUCCACCCCUACUCCAUUCAGCUACGCCGGGCCCACUCCGCCAGCAGCGCCAUCCUCCUUUAUGCCCCAGGGUUACGUUCCGCCUCCUCCGCCGCCCCGUCCUCAGCAGACCAAAUACCCCUCCACGACGGGGCCGUACCCAACGGGUCCUGGUGGCUACGCCCAGAGCAGACCCUACGGCACAUCCCAGCACCACAAAGCUCCCUCGCAGUCCCAACCCCAAUCUACAUCUGCGUCUGGCAACGACCCCUGGGCUGGCCUGAAUGCAUGGAAAUGA